AUGGUUGCAUCUUCAUCGAGAGUUACUGGAAUUCUCAGGGACUCCAUAAAAAUCCCAGCCAAAAAUGGGAAACUCAUCUUCCAACUUAUGCCUCUAAUCCUCUGUCCAUUUUAUCUCCUAGUCCUACUUCACGAUUUCACCGCCGGGCCCCUAGAGGCCAAGGUUGAAGACGGCUACGAGCGCGGCGAAUUGAAUCAAAAGGAUGUAGGAGCUUUGGUGGGAGUCGAGCUCCUUUUCAUGGCGGCCUUCUUGAUUAUUUUCCUCUUUGAGAUGAUGGUAACAAUAUUCUAUGCAUCAGAUCUAGCAUAUAAUACAGCAGGAAGUUCAAUGAAGGUGAUGGAUUUGAUGUUGAGGAUCAAAUCCACAUGGACGAAACCUUUAAUCACAUGGCUAUACGUUUCUUUUCUCACAAUCAUUUACACUGUUUUUGUUUUAAUUACAAUCAGAUUGAUCAGCUUAAUUGUGUGGAAAGGGUUAGCGGCAAUCCUAGCUAUAAUUUUGUACCUUUAUGUGGCUCAAAUUUGGGGUCUCGGGUUGGUGAUUUCGGCGGUGGAGAGAGAUUGUAAAGGAGGAACAGCAGUCAAAAGAGCGAGAAAGCUUCUUGAAGGUCGAAAACUAGAAGGGUUUUUCAUUAUGUUGAUUUUAUUCCUACUGAGUGUUCCGAUCUAUAUAUUGUUCUAUGUUACAUUGACGGAUGAUGAUGAUGAGCUUGGGGUAAUCGCUCAGAUUGCUUUUGGGUUUGUUGCAACUCUACUCUUCUGUGUUGUAACAUUUUUCUCCUUUGUGGUUUUCACCCUGUUCUACCAUGAAUGUAAGCAGAGUUAUGGGGAGAAAUUAGACAUGGAAAUGAAGUCAGGAGCUGGAUGUAGUUUAGUUUCUCAGAAGUGUUAA
Pistacia vera is the source of this 891-nucleotide messenger RNA. RefSeq lists its product as uncharacterized. Bases 1 to 891 code for a protein of 296 amino acids. The record is from RefSeq and is a predicted model, not a curated record. Lineage: Eukaryota; Viridiplantae; Streptophyta; Magnoliopsida; Sapindales; Anacardiaceae. The transcript has a single exon.